Molecule: messenger RNA, 759 nt
Organism: Triticum turgidum subsp. durum (durum wheat)
Lineage: Eukaryota; Viridiplantae; Streptophyta; Magnoliopsida; Poales; Poaceae
Source: the annotation of a GenBank genome assembly
AUGCACUGGUGCCCCGGAAUCGGGCCGCGGGUGCGCUCCUUCCUGCGUGACUACGACGCGCUCCAGUCCUUCGCCCUCGCCCUCAUAUACCUCCAGAUUGGUUGUGCGCUGAUUGGAUCGCUUGGUGCACUGUUCAAUGGGGUUCUUGUAAUAAACCUUGUGAUAGGGCUAUUUGCUGUUGUUGCGAUUGAAAGUAGUAGCCAAAGACUUGGCCGGACUUAUGCUGUCCUGCUCUUCUUUGCUAUCGUCCUUGAUGUUGCAUGGUUUAUACUCUUCUCACAUGCUAUAUGGAAUAGUACCCCUGAUGAGAAGUAUGGUCAACUUUUUGUUUUCUCACUCAGACUUGCAUUGUGGAUGCAAACUAUUGGGUUUUCAGUGAGGUUUUUAUCUUCAUUUAUAUGGAUCCAGAUGUACAGGUUAGGGGUCUCAUCAAGCACGCCAACAUAUUAUGAAGCAAAUGAUGCAAGAAAUAGUUUCUUGAGCCCCAGAUCUAAUUCAGUUAGACGGGGUUCAAUGGCUGAUGAUAUAUUGGGUGGUUCAAUUUACGAUCCUUCUUACUACUCUUCUCUCUUCGAAGAUGUUCGAAAUAAUGCAUGCAAUCAUCAGGGUGAUAAACAAAGUGGUGGUAAUGAUGGCGGGUCAACAUCUGCAGGCCAAUCUCCACGGCUUAAAUCUUUUGGUAGUAGAUCUUUUCUUUCUAAUGAUGUGGAGGCUGGACUAAGAAGGCCGCUGAAUUCAUGCUCAGUGGAGACAAGUUGA